This is a messenger RNA of Pichia membranifaciens NRRL Y-2026, 930 nucleotides long. RefSeq lists its product as hypothetical. The record is from RefSeq and is a predicted model, not a curated record. Lineage: Eukaryota; Fungi; Ascomycota; Pichiomycetes; Pichiales; Pichiaceae. Gene Ontology annotation, cellular component: nucleus; Smc5-Smc6 complex. Gene Ontology annotation, molecular function: ubiquitin-protein transferase activity. Gene Ontology annotation, biological process: DNA damage tolerance; double-strand break repair via homologous recombination. Bases 1 to 930 code for a protein of 309 amino acids. The transcript has a single exon.
AUGUCUGAAGUGGUGCCACAUGAGUUCAUGGAUCUCCAUACGGGCGAAAAAAGCUAUACUGCCCUCCAUGCGGCGAUGGUCGAUUUGGUGAUGUCUGUGCGAACAAUCAGGCAGACCUCGUUGCUACUCUAUCUCAAAAAAGCGCUUGUCACGCUCUACAUCGACCAGGAACAAGAUCCGUCGACUAUCGAGAGUCUUCGAUCACUAGUACAGUCAGACGAUCCAUUGCCCGAUGUGGAUCUAAGCAUAUUGUCAACGAUUUUGACAAGCAUCAAUACGCGUUUGGAGCCGUUAGAUAUGGAGAUUGCAGAAUCCAAGGACAUGGACGACUCUUCGGUAAACAUCUUUUCCUUUGUUAACAAGAAGCCGACGGGAGCAAUUCGGCUGUCAACGAAGUACUCCCAGAAUGAUGUGCAACUAGUGAAACAGGUAAUAGAAAGAAUUUUUGCUUCGGAGUACGUGAACAGUGCAUCAGCUACAGACGAGGAAGGCACGGUGCAUCCUCGAAUAACCUUCUCGGUUCCGUGCAUGAAGAUGAUAAAAUAUCUGAGGGAUGGGCCGAGGCAACUAGAUGACGACGAUGCGCCGGUAAUCAAUCGUUUCACAUUGGAAGAGGCUGAUCUCUUUCUCAAAGAUUUGGAAUGUUACGGCUGGUUGGAACGCAAUCUUAACAACUAUACCUUGGCUCCCAGAGGCCUUGUCGAGCUCAAAAAGUAUUUAAUAGACACAUAUGGGAAGUGCCCGGAAGGCACAGUUAGCGUGUGCUACGGAUGUGGCGAUAUUUUAACAAGAGGAAUAGCGUGCUCGAACGCUUCUUGCCACGUCCACUUCCACCGCUAUUGCUGUGAACUAGUGCAAAAGUCGAGAGAUGAUAACUCUUGCCCCAACGAUGGGUGCUCAGAAACGUUCGAAUCAUUCUACUCUUUUUAG